Molecule: messenger RNA, 2177 nt
Organism: Coregonus clupeaformis (lake whitefish)
Lineage: Eukaryota; Metazoa; Chordata; Actinopteri; Salmoniformes; Salmonidae
Product: Golgi reassembly-stacking protein 2
Exons: 10
Coding region: 141-1400 (419 amino acids)
Biological process (GO): Golgi organization
Cellular component (GO): Golgi apparatus
Molecular function (GO): protein binding
Source: RefSeq, a predicted model, not a curated record
GGACUGCCACGUAACAACACAAGCGCUCAGCUGGUACUGCAGGCUACCGUAGUGGAGUUGGAGCUAGCCAGCUAGCAAAAUUACCGGAGUAGAAAAAUAUCUAGCAUUAAAUCCUAACUACGAUAUAAACCAGCCGUGUCAUGGGGGGAUCGCAGAGUGUCGAGAUACCGGGAGGAGGAUCCGAAGGUUACCAUGUUCUUCGGGUUCAGGAGAAUUCUCCAGGACACCGGGCAGGACUGGAGCCUUUCUUUGACUUCAUUGUCUCCAUCAACAACGAAAGACUGAACAAGGACAAUGACACUCUGAAGGACCUGUUGAAGGCCAGUGUGGAGAAGCCGGUUAGAAUGCUGGUCUACUCCUCUAAGACCCUGGAGCUCAGGGAGUCCACAGUCACCCCUAGCAACCUCUGGGGUGGCCAGGGCCUGCUGGGUGUCUCCAUACGCUUCUGCAGCUUCGAGGGAGCCAAUGAGAACAUCUGGCAUGUGCUGGAGGUGGAGCCUAACUCUCCGGCAGCCCUGGCUGGCUUGCGGCCCCACACUGAUUACAUCAUAGGAGCCGACACCGUUAUGAACGAGUCGGAGGACCUGUUUUCACUGAUAGAGACCCAUGAGGGGAAGGGAUUGAAGCUAUAUGUCUAUAACACAGACACAGACAACUGCAGAGAGGUGGUCAUCACCCCCAACAGUUCCUGGGGAGGGGAUGGCAGUCUGGGAUGUGGGAUCGGAUACGGAUACCUGCACAGAAUUCCCACCCGGCCAUUUGAAGAAGGGAAGAAGAUUAGUUUUCCGGGUCACAUUCCCAGUGGUGAGCCCAUCAGCCCGCUCAAGGAUGGAUUUACUGAGGUUCAGCUCUCUGCUGUAACCCCACCCCCUGCUGUGCCUUCCGUCCCCACGGGGUUAGAACAUUCGCUGUCCAGCCUGUCAAUCAACUCAACCCCGCCCACCACCACGAGUGAGCUUCAGACAGGUCUCCCCACUGUUCCCCUGAUUCCCACCUCCCUUAGCCCCCUAAACCCAGCCUCCACGACCUUCAACCCUGCCACCACGCUACCAGGUCUGUUGCCUCUCCCGGGUGGCCUGCCCCCAUUCCCAAACCUCCCUAAUCUCAACCUCACUGCGCUGCCAGACCUCAGUGCUGUAUCGCUAGCAGGAUUCCCUCCACUCGCACCCUUCCCUCCUCUGAACCUGCCAGGUCUAGCCCCCCUCCCCCCCCUGCCCGCCAUGCUGUCCCUUCCCCCUGUCAACGUCUCCUCCUUCACCCCCCUCACCCUUCCCACAGUCACCCCCACCCCAGAGCAGCAGACCCUCCCUGAUGCCACAGCUCCCUCUUCUGCCACCACAGAACCAGCUGUCGCCUCAGAGACCACGGAAUCAAAGGCUGCCACGGAGACGUCGUCGUAACACAGGAAGUCUCAUACCCAGAAUCAAACCUGCCGGUUUCUCUCCCUCUCUCUCAUUCUCUUUCUCUCUCAUAUUUAUUUAGCCAGGAGGGACAGAAUAAUUUUCAGCGGUGAGGCUGGUGCAGUCAGUUGGAAACAUGGAGCAGAGGAAUAAACGAUGGACAGAUCAGUUGAAGGAAUAAAGCAGUGGCUGAGUGGCUAGAAGCAGUGUAGCCCUGCCAGCCUGUCUGUCCCACACUGCCUUAGUUUCAUUCAAAAUUCAAAUGAUCUUCCGCACCCUUUAGUAAACACAGACAUCUCUUAGCUAGAUAUUCCUUUAUAUAUAAUUUUUUGUUCAAUUGCUUUAUGGUUGUUUCUGUUAAAGAAUGACAUUUGCAUUAUUUUGCACCACAUUUUGUGUUUAGAAAUGAUUAGGCAUGUUUGUCCCUAUGUACUGUGUCUCUCCAUGCACCGUUUGUUUAUAACAGAACUCUAUAGCCUACCCUUAAACGCUGUGUGAGGGCAGUAGUCACUAGAUGGCCACGCCAGAGGGGACCAAAAUGGGGAGGGAUAUCGUCAGAACUAUUAACUAUUUGUGGCUGGGAUAGGGUUUGUGGUAAAUAUCGUAUUGGGGGUUAGACAGCGCUGCCUGUAGUGCCAUCUUCUGGCAUGGUCGGAUGAAGACGUGGGAAAUGAAAGGCGCAGUGAGGCUUUUCAACUACACGAGGGCGCUGUUACAACUUUAUGAAAACACCUUGUAUACAUACUCGAGCAAUAAAGGCGAUGGAAUUUUAAACUA